AUGGCGACUCUGUUUUCGUAUUUUACUCCAAAAUCGAAGAAGCCCUCGUCUCCUGUUUGCGGUGAUACUGCAGAUAAAAAGAAGAAUAAUUCGCCAAAGGAAGGCGCGCAGGGGUUUUCGCCAAUAAACGAUAAGAAAUCGACGUCGCCAAACACGCCGAAAGCUUCGAGGACGCAGAAAGAUUUGAGCGGGGAAUCUGGCUUGGUGAAGAUUGAACAAUGUGGAAUUGUAUGGGCGAAACUCGAAGGACACCCCUGGUGGCCAAGUUUGAUCUGUGAUCAUCCUACGCAGAGAGUUUACGAACGAGGAGAUAAGUGCCAUGUUCAGUUUUUUGGAGACCCUCCGAGUCGAGCUUGGGUAAAGCGAAGGUAAAAUAUUUACACGCUCCCUGAUCUUUCGAAAGUUCGAUUCGGUUAGUUAUAUCAUGCGAUCAUUGCGUUACAAUUUACGUUCAACAGUGCUUUUGUUAAGAAAAGUUUGAAUCGGAUAUUAAUUUCGAAUUAUUGAUUGUUUUUCUUGUUAGUUGUCUGAAAGAUUGUAAGCUUAGCGAUCAUCUACAUUGUCUCUUCUGUCUUGUAACUUCAGCUAAACAAUGGCCUUUGUUUACCCAAAACUUCUGCACAUUGUUAGGCUUUGAAAAGAACAACGCGGGUUUCCAAAGCUAGAUGUGAUCCUAAAAUAAGUUUUCUUUCAUUUUUCAAAUGUUGAUGGAAUGAUUGUAAAGAAUUACGUUUCUAUGCAAACCAAAUCGUAAGAAAUUUAAAAUGCUUUGAUUUAAGGUUCUAAAGGGUGGAAAAAAUUAAAUGUUGUGUCAUCUGGGAAGUGUCGGAUGAGUUUCCAGUCAAUUUAACAUUGAAUUCUUGAUCAAGGAUUAGAAAACAGACAAUGCCAAUCAUUCUAAGCAACGUGAGGCAGACUGUGGCUUUUCCCUACAUCUAGGCAGUCUGGAAAGCCGUGAAACUCAGACAAAAAUUUAUAUUUCAAUUUGGUACUCUUAAUCCCCAGGGUAUCAGGGGAUGGUUUUCUUUCCACUAAUUUAUCCUUGUGUUUGUAAUGUUACAAUAUUCCCACCAAUAGUGUAGCUCCAUCUUUCUGUGUAUAAACCACACACAACCCACAAUUCCUCCAUAUGCUCUGACAAAGGGCUAAUGCUCGAAAUUUCAGCUUUAGAAACUGUGCAUGGGCCAAUUUAUAACAUAAACUUAGUUGAUAAAACCAGAUUAUCAGACAAUCUCAGAAACAACGUACCAACUGGAUACUGGGAUUCCAACUAUUGGUAUACAAUACAAGUGCACUUUUUUUUUUUAAUAAGAAUGUCUUGGAAAACAUUUUUAAUAUGUAUAAUUUGAAAGUUGUGUUUUAUCCGAUUUCAAUAAAUCAAUCUAAAAAAUGUCCUUAAGUAUUUGAGUUAAUUUUCCUGUUAAACCACAGUUUUAUAUUUCUGUUGCGUUUAUUAAUACUUCUUACAAAAAAAAAAAAAAUGGGCAAAAUGAGGCUGUUUGUAACUGACUUGCUGCCUGGGAUGUUCUUAAAAAUUUUGGUUAAUCUCUGUUAAUCUUUUUUUUUAUUAAAAAAACCAGUGUGUGUUGAUAAAUUAUAGAGCUACUGAUUGUUAGAUGAUCUUUUAUAAACUCUUUCAUUUCUGCCAGGCAUAUGAAACAAUUUUCAAAAGAUCAAAACAAUCGUGUAACAGAUCCCAACAUAAAGAAUGCAGUGCAGCAAGCUGAGGAUGCCUUGUCUCUCACACUGGAACAGCGAAAGGAACUUGUCAACUGUUUACCUUCUGAUGAGGAAGAGAAUGGAAAAGACCCUUGUGAUGAAACAAUGUUAACAGAUGAUGAGAGCCCCAAGAAAGAAUCAAGCGGACAGAAGAGGAAGAACAGUGGAGGAAGUUCCAGAAAUGAUGCUAGUGACGAGAAAGAUGAUGAUGAUGAGGUUACAGGAAGGAAGGUAAAAGAAUGGUAACCUAAAUUUUUGUUGCGGAGUUCUGAGGUCGUUUCUCUUGGGAUCAACUAUUUCAAUUGGAAACAGCUGUGGUUUUUACACUUUGAUCCUUAAGAGCAUUUAAUUUCUCCUUACAAUAACACCCCUGAUCCUUAAGGGCAUUUAAUUUCUCCUUGCAAUAACACCCCUGAAUCAUACAUUAAGGUCAUGAGAAUAAAGAAAAUGAUCACCAAGUAAAAAGCUCUUGAUUGUUCAACAAAUUUUCCUUGUCAGUACCUUAGUAAAUGUAAACAGUAUGGAGAAUGUGUUUGCUGAUGUUAGGGUGUAGAGGUUUAACCAAUUUCUCUAGAGAUUUUUGUUGUGGUUUAAAUUGAAAACAGAUUGGAAUCACACAAGUUUAAAAUUUACCUUAACCUUUUAACUCCCAGAUCAAAUUUGUAAUUCUCCUUACUGUCAUGUCACAAUUCUUACAAUAUUAGUUCAGAGAAUUUAGUGUUGAAUCAACUAAUAAUCCCCAAAUUGAUAGUUUUCUUUAUUCUCAUCACUUGUCUGCAUGAUAUUGUAUUGACAUUGUAAGGAGAAAUUCUGUCUUGGUCACUUAUGGGAGUUAAAAGGUUAAAAAAUAUCAAAGUUCAAAAGAAAAUAAUGAGUGAUGGUAAUUGUUUCUCUGCAUAUUUCUGCUCCUUAACAUUUGUACACAGUACAACAGCAAACGGCCCCGAAGGAAAGCUGCCACAAAGAAUAAAAAAGUAAAGAAAAGACGUAUUAUAGAGUCGGGUUCAGAAGACUCAGCAGGUAUGUGGUGAUGUGUGUUACAUGAGGCAGUAGUCAAGGGGACAAGGGGAGUGUGAAAUAUAGAAAAGGAUCACAGAAGUGAUUAACAUGAAACUUCUCCCUAUAAUAUCCAUACAUUAUUUAGCAAAUAGGUAAUGAGAAUAUCCAAACUUAUCAAGUAGAAACUGCUAUCUUGAUCUAGCACCAAGUUCUCAUAACUAAUUUACAAGAAAAUGUGUAGCAGCUGGAGGGGAGAAUUAACAAUCAGGCGCGGGUUGUUCAAAGGUCACAUAACACUAUCCACUGGAUAAGUCUCUAUUCGCUGGAUAACACCAUAUGUUUUGCUAUCUCUUAUCUGCUAGAUAACGAUUUAUCAGUUGGAUAGCAUUAUCCGCCCUUUAUACAACUGGACCCAGAUCUUGGGAGUUAAAAGAUUAAAUCAUAAUGCUUACUGUAAGGAGGGGCUCUGAAUAGAACUAUUCCCUCUGAUGAAGGGCUGAUGCUUGAAAUGUCAGCUUUUAAAAACCCAAGUACUUUUUGCAAAGGGUAGGGAACAUAGCUCCCGGCAUUGACAUGUCCUUGUUUCCAAAAAUUCCUAAAUUGGGGGCCCUGCAGGAUUUCCUUUCAAAAAUUGUAAACUGCUUGAUGCAGUAAGACCAAAGUCCCCUGCAAAGUGUUGCAAAGCAGAUUAGAGCAUACUUAUAUAGAGGAUGGACCGUAUAAUUGUAUCAUUAUUAAUAAUGUCUGAAAAAUUGAAGCCAGGCAGUUGUGGCUAAAGGUCAGCGCUGCUCUCCUUUGAGCGUUAGAGAUCGGUCGUGGCAUAGGGAAAGUUUUAACUUAAUACCUACUAUAAAUGAACUGUGGCAUGAUUUACAUGUAUCACUUUCUGAACAUUGUCACAGAUGAUUACAAGCCUGAUGAAGAUGGUGAUGAUGAUGAUGAUGAGAGCUGUAGUAGCGGAGUUGAUGAAAAUGAGUUGGAGGAGGACAGUCAUUCUGAGGAGGACAUUGACGAUAUUGUAGAAACGGUAUUGAAUGUUUGAUUUUGACAUCUUCCAGUAAAAGAUUAAUCUGACAAAUAACAGUAAUUAGCCAGCAGUGUGAAGGCAAAUGCUUGUUUGAUUUUAAGACGAAAUAGCUUUAGAUUACUUUUUGUUCAGUGUAAAUAACCAUUUCACUCCUAAGAUCUCAUUAAAAUUCUCCUUACUGUCUCUCAUACAAUUCUUAUGAUGUUAGUUCAAAGAAUUUGGUGAUGGAUUAACCAAUAACCUCCUAAUCAAAAUUUUUCCUUAUCUCAUCACUUGUCCACUUGAAAUUGUACUGAUAUUGUAAGGAGAAGUUCUAUCUUGGUCACUCAUGGGAGUCAAAGGAUUAAAAAUAAAAUAUUUAAUUAGAGACUUGGAAAAAUAAAAAUAUUUAAUUAGGAACUGAGUCAAUCUUGGAAAAUAUAAUUGAAAUAGUCUUCAGGGCAUGAAAUUAAUUUUUUUCUGAAGCCACUGUCCUAAAUUUUUCAAAGUGGUAGCCACGCUGUAAGCAUUCUAGAUAGACCCUCCAAAAUUAAUUUUAGGAAAAAGAUCUUUUCGUGCUACAAAUUGGACACUAGGAUGUCCAAUUUAAUUCAUUUAUCUCUAAGUAAGGUUAUGAUGAAGCAUUCUAUUAAAUAGCAAGAAUGAUCCCUUUACAAUGUAUUUUUGAAACAUCAGAAGUAGUUGAAUUUUUCCCUUGAAAAAUUUAGUGAUGAAAGUGAUCUUCUACACAAUGCAUUAAAUCAGAGUGUUUUUUCCUUAAGUGAUGAAAGUGACCUUCUACACAAUUUUUAAUGGCAAAGUCAGACACAGGAUUCAAACUGGUUGAUGGUUGGUUAUGUUUGACAAAUUCAUAUGAAGUCUUCUUUUUGUUUUUCUGGUCAUGUUUUUGGCAAGAAAACAUACCAUCCCUCUUGCACACAAAUUUUAAAUAGUAUAGAACUGUUUUAUGGGUGAUAGGGUAUGUUUUGUUUGUCAUUUGGAACAUUAAAACCUGGCUGUAGUUCGUGGAAUAUGGAAGCCAUAGAAAAAAAAUGCCUCUAUUCAGUGGGUCUUGUGCAAAUGAAGCUUUGUGUCCAUUGUUUUCUACAUCUCAAUUAUUCUACAUUUGAAUUGAAUUUUUUCUUGGAAAAGUUCUGCAAACUCCCCAAAACUUGUUUCUCAAUUUGAGAAAAUUGAUGUUGAAUUAUGAGAAUUGAAACUUGAAACUUAAGUGUUGAGUCUCAAUUCUCAAUUAUUAACACUUUCAAGAAUCCAGGAUUGACUUAAAGCUGAGGCUGUCACCUUACCAGUACACUUGAGGGGUACUGUGGGUCAACUUGUAAACACUCUAUUUUACAAAUUUCUCGUGUUGACACAUUUCCUUUAUCUCAUUACACAUAUGACCAACAGCCAUCUCGUAAACGUAAGAGAGGCAGUACCUCUACUCCACAUCAGAAGAAAACAAAGAACAGUACACCAUCAACUCCCUGUACCCCUGCUGUCAGCAAGCAAGCUCUACUGAGUACUCCAUCACCUUCAGUCCUGGCAGGAUCUUUAGCAAAAAAGAUGUCAAGUUCUGCCAGUAAAGCAGCAGUUUCACUUGCAAGAUUUCAGAUGAAUUCGUCCCCAGUUCCAAAGGCAAGUGCAGCUGAUGGCGAGGGAGUGGGAACAUAUACACAUGAGAGACUGGAAUGGUUAAAGGAAGACAAGAGAAAGUGAGUUUAUUAACCCUUUAAAUCCUAGUAUUGACCAAGAUACAAUUUCUCCUUACGAUAUCAAUGCAAUAUCAAACAGACAUGUGAUGAGAUUAAAGAAAAAUAUCAACUAGGGGAUUAUUAGUUGAUCUAAUACCAAAUUCUCUGAACUAACUUCAUAAGAAUUGUAUGGCAGACAGUAAAGAGAAUUACUAAUGAGAUCUUGAAAGGGAAACACUGGUUUUAAAAAUGAAGAAUGAAAAAUUUUGGAGGGAUUGCGGAACGUUUUUCCACACAAAGACAUUCACAAUAACAGCAUUCUUUUACCGGUAAUAAUUCCAAGAUUUUUAAGUAAUAUUUUACACAUGUAUGUGCUUCACAGAGAUAAGCAGGGAAGGCCAAUGAUACAUCCAGAAUAUGACCCAAGGACACUGCUGGUAAGUAUAAAGGGUGUGAUAAAUAUUAAUUCAUCAAUUAUUAAUUUGUAAAGCCCAUAUCAAUAACUAAAAAAAGAAAGAAAUGAAAGCAAAUUUGUUUUCAUCAUUGGAAAAAAAGUUUUUUUUUUAAGAGGUUUAUGAAGGGUCUUUAAUGUAUGAAAAAUUACGCAAAGUUGCAAACUAGUAAUAUUCCAGCUCUGGAAAAGUAGAAAAAUAAAGUAAUAAAAUUUAUAUUCUUGAAAAUCUAGAUUUUCUCUUGGUUGUAACAAGAGCCUUACUGCUUAUCAAGUGAAAUCUUAAUGAUUUAGCUGAAUUCACAACAUACAUACUCUUUUUUUAUAACAUUUCAAUCAGAGAAUUUUCAUCCUUCAUCAAGCCCCUAAUAAUUGUUCCAUUUUCCAAAAAUCCACAGGUUCCCUCAUCCUUUCUCAGCUCCAAAGAUGUUACACCAGUAAGUAAUCUGAUUCUGUGAUUCUAUGAACUUAACGCUUUGACAGCUUCCUAUCUUAUAUAUUAAUCAAAACACAGCCAUAAUUCAUACUACAAUCAACGAAAAAAGGAUAUAUAGACACAUGACCACUAAAGAUUCAAUAUUCUAGAAUACAUUAUAACAGUUCUGUCCCUUGUACAACUAAUCUCACCCACCCCUCCCCCCUCUAUGUCUCACUUUUUCCUUUUGUGAUUGUACAACUUUGAAUGGGGGGAAGGGAGGGUUUUUGUGAACUGCACUUCAAUUUAAACCUCAUUUUGCAAUACUUCCUUUAAAAGUGGCCACACAGAUGUUGUGUCAGCUAAUUUUCUCAGUGAUUGUAGGCUAGCACCAAUUUCAACCUUUGGUACACAAAAAUCACUUUAACUUUUUCAUUUCCUUCUAAGGCUAUGAAGCAAUGGUGGCAGCUGAAGAGUGACAACUUUGACACCAUCCUUUUCUUUAAGGUAAAUUAAAACUGUACAUCAAAUAAUGUAUUCAAGUCAUGGAUUAACAACCAAUUUUCUGCAAUAGCAGGGUUCUAAAAAUUCAGGGCAGUGUGUGAUAUUGCCAACCACUGUGCUGUGGUAGAAGACAUUUAAAGACCUGGGUCCAAGCAUUUUAUUGAGUCACUCUGUUGUGUUCUUGGACAAGACCUUUCACUUCCACAGUUCCUCUCUCCAUCCUGAAGUAUAACUUAGUACAAGCAACAGCACUAACUGGUGUCUUAAAAUAAAUUAUGUAUGAUUCGUUGUGUUUACAUACACUUUAUUGCACCGCUGACAAUAUACCUAGGGUGUAGUUUCCCACACCAAAUGCAUAGUUUGAGUGUUACUUAUAUGAUUUUUUUGCCAUUUUUUUUACCAAGUUAGUUUUAGCAAAGGAUUUUAGGCUGUGUAAGAAGCAAUAACUUUGAAUCGUCGCCAGAUAGACCCUCAGUUGUUAUUCAUUUUUAUUAUCCUGUACAAGAAUACAAAGAAUCAGAUGCAUAGAAGUUGUUGUGUCUUAUUUAUUCUGCCAAGCAUAGCUGGCCCCUACAAAUUAACUUUAAAUAAAUUUUGCUCCUCCUUACAAAUCAACGUUCAGAUUACUUCUGAAGUGCAAAUGAAUUAAAGAUCCUGAGUUACUUAAAAUUUUGAAUAUUUUUCUUGACAGUGUUCUUUUCCUUCCAGGUUGGCAAAUUCUAUGAAUUGUACAACAUGGAUGCCACAGUCGGUGUGAAAGAACUUGGAUUAAUCUAUAUGAAGGUAUUUACAAAUCACAAAUAAUCAGACUUUGACAGGGAAGCUUUCUUCACAUAGGGAUUGCAGGUUACAGGUUGUCUCUUGUGCAAGAAACACUUUAACUCUCAUGGGUGACCAAGACAGAAUUUCUCCUUACAAUCUCAAUACAAUGUCAAGCAUGCAAGUGAUGAGAAUAAGGAAAAAUAUCAAUUAUGUGAUUAUCAAUCGAUCUUACACCAAAUUCUCUGAACUAACUAUAUAUGAUCUGUAUAGCAGACAGUAAGGAGAAUUACUUAUCAGAUCUUAAGAGUGAAAGGGUUAACUCGAUUUUCUCAAAGCUGAAAUUGUAAGAAUUAUAUGGCAUUUAGCAUGGAUAGUUGGUUUCUAGAUCUUGGAAGUGAAAGAUUCAAAGCUGCAUCAGUUGUUCACAACAAGUUGUUGGAUAAAUUUGUUUGAGUUUUUGGUUUCUCUUACAGGGUAAUUUUGCACAUGCUGGUUUUCCUGAAAUUGCCUUUGGACGAUACUCUGACACGCUGAUUCAGAAAGGCUAUAAGUGAGUUACUCAUAAUUUUACAGAAUCUAUCCUUGGCACAAACAUUAAACAAUGUAAUCAGAGGUGUCUAUGAUUCCUGUGGAUGGGCAGCUAGUCUCCACAGGUUCCAAGAAACUAGAAGAAUAUCAAUUAUUUAAUAAGCUUAAAUAUGAUUGGCUCUUUCUUAUCAUCUAUUGGAGGGCAGAUGUGUAACUGAUGUCACUAUCAAAACUCUUUUGCUUACUUAUCAUGUAAAACAACAAAUUGAUCCCACAUUGCUGUGGGUCUGUACAGUAGUAGAUCACAGAGGGCAUCAAAAUGUGGUAAGCACAUCAGUGACACACUCAGCUGUGUCCUAUGGGCCACAUUUUUUGUUCUUACCAUAUUUUGUGUAGGGGCCAGCUACACUUGGCAAAAUAAAUACGACACAACAACUUCUAUGCAUCCAGAUUCCUUGUAUUCUUGUACAGGAUAAUCACAAUGAAUGACAAAGAGGAUCUAUCUGGCGACGAUUUGAAGUUAUUGCUUCUUACACAGCCUUAAAUCCUUUGCUAAAACUAACUUGGCAAAAAUAGCAACAAAAAAAAACUGUAGGCAACACUCAAGCAAUACACAUGGUGUGGGAAACUAUGCCCAAGGUAUAUUGUCAGCUGCACUAUAAACAUAAAUAAAUAUAUGUAAAUGCAAUGAAUCAUACAUUUUGACUUCAUCUGUGAUAUAUUACUGAACAGACACAUACAACAUAAUAUCUAUUUGUUCAACUGAUAUUAACCCUUUAAAGCCUAAGAGUGACCAGCAUCUAAUUUCCCCCUACAAUAUCUUUCCUGAAUUAUGCAUUAAGGUCAUGAGAAUAAAGAAAAUGGUCACCAGGGAAGAAACCUUUUGAUUAGCAAACAAAUUCUCCUUGUCAGCACCUUAAGAAAGGUGUAAAGAGCAGUGUGGAGAAUAUGCAUACUGAUGUUAGGGUGUGAAGGGUUAAUUUUGCUUAUUUUUUUAUUGUAGAGUGGCACGAGUAGAGCAAACAGAAACUCCAGAAAUGAUGAAGGAAAGAUGCAAGAGAAGUAUGUCUGUUUCUUGAUUUUUUACUCAACUCUUUAACUCCCAAGAUCUGAUUGUUAAUUCUCCCCACUAGCUAUUACACAUUCCCUUUCAAAUUAGUUACAAGAAUUUGGUGUUAGAUCAAGACGUCAACCUCUAAGUGAUAAGUUUGAAUAUUCUCAUCACCUGUUUGCUGUAUAGUGUAUGGAUAUUAUAGGGAGAAGUUACGUGUCAAUCACCUUUGGGCUUUUCUCUCAUUCUCAUCCAUUCAGUGUACUAUCUUAAAAUCCAACUUUUGAAUUUUAUUUACAGCUCACUCAAAUUUAAAGAGUGAUCAAGUGGUGAAAAGGGAAAUAUGCGCUGUAAUCACAAAAGGUAUUUACUGGCAAAUUAAAUAUUUCCUCAAGAUCUGAUUGCUCACCCUUCCCUCCAACUGCUACUCACUUCCUUGUAAAGUACUUAUGAGAAUUUGACACAGAUCAAUGUCACAACUUUUAGCUGUACCUGAUCAGUUUGAGAAUUCCCAUUACUUGUUUGCUGGAUUAUUUACAGAUAUUAUAGGGAGAAGUUUUAUUUUGAGAUCACUUGUGGAAGUCAAGAGUUAAUUGGUUCCUGCUCUAGACACAUUUAAGAAUAACUGAUAUGUCAUGUUCACCUCUGCAGGAACAAAGACAUACAGUUUUGUGGAUGGGGAUUGUACAGAAAGUAGUGCUGCCUAUCUUUUAGCUAUUUCUGAAAAGGUAAAGAUAAAACUUAAAAAAGAGUGUAAAUGCUGGAUCUCCUUUGAUAAAAAAUUUAUCAAAAGUCAUAUGACCCCCACUUGCAGUCCUAUAGAAAACCACAGUGAAACCUGACAUUUGUGGUGCUGAACAGUUUGAUGUGAGCCAGUCUAGCCUUUAGAUCACACUGUUCUUUUUUGUUUUCCAAGAACGUGGAUCGAAAUUGUGGACUGUAACUCGAAAUAGAACAAAUAAGAAUAUGAGGCACACUUCUGAAAAAAUUGUGUGUUUCUUGUUUUGUCUAGAAGCCAAAAAGGAAAAGUUUUUAUUGUAGAAAAUUUGUAGAAAUUGUCUAGUGUACGCUAUACAUAUACAUCCUAUUUAAAUUGAAACAAAGUGCUCAAAUUCUCCAGCACAUACAGUGCAGUAGUCAUAAUUAUGAUAAAAUGCCUAUUGACUAAGUUUGGUCUGGCCAAACAUGAAUGUGUUUGGCUCUUGUUCAUGACACGUGGACCUCACAGUGGUCAGUCUAAAUAUCUGGCCCUCUCACUUAGUCAAUAAGUACAUUAUAUAUAUUUUUAAAUAUUUUAGGGUUCUGAUGAUGUUUCUGGUGGGGAAAGUGUCUAUGGUGUUUGCUUUGUGGACACAUCCAUUGGAAAGUUUCAUGUGAGUAAACAUGUCCUUCACCAGCUAAUAAACCACGCUGUAAUUGUCCAGAAGCUAUGUGUAAGAUUUAUCCGUUAUAAAUACAUGAAACUAGAAUCCUCUGUGUGAGUUUUUUCCAGAUGGCUUUGACUAAUACAUUCCCCCUUUUUUUGUCUUUUAGAUUGGACAGUUCAAAGAUGAUCGUCAGUCUUCUCGACUGCGAACUCUGGUGGCCCAUUUUACUCCUGUCCAGGUGUGUAAUUUGCUUAAUUGUAAGCGCAGUUAGGAGUUCUAUCGCCAUUGCAACCUGCAAGUUAGUGAUAAGUGCAAUUCACUGACUUAUUUUGCACAUAGAAGGUAAAACAUAUGACUGCUUUUCCUUCUCCUACUUUUUUGCUAAAAAAGAUUGGUCAUGGGGUCGUCUUUUGGUACUUCAAAAUCAUGAGAAUUUCAGUGAGGAAUUUCUUUUGCUCAAAGGUUCUGUGUCCCCGUGGAGGUUUAACAUUGAAAACCCAACAAGUUCUCAACCAUGAAUUGAUGUCUGCUAUGAAGGAAUACUUAACACAAGGUAGGAAAAACUUUUGAAAACUAUUGAAAAAACUAUUAGAUAAAAUGGAAAAUAUGAGGAAAAGGAGUAGUGGAAGGAAGGCUGUGGGGUACUGUAGCUGUCCCCACAUGAUGGGAUGAUACUGACGAGUGUGGAGGCGACUGACGACGAUGAAUGAUCUCCCUUACCUGUUAUUUCAUCGACACUCCACUCUGGCUUCUCUUAAAAACCUUCCCCACCCCCCCCCCCCAAUUUUCUAUUUUCUUUUUCUGCCACCAAAUUUUCUCAGUGUUUCUUCAGACAAGAUCGGGGGGGGGGGGUGUGUGUGCUGUUUAAAGAAUUUUUGUUGGGGAUGAGAGGGACGCUCCAUCGUAGGUUCUCCAUCUUUUCCCAUGAUUCAAAUGUAGUUUUGUGAUGGCAAGUCUUCUUGAAAUGCAAACCAAACCAAAUAUUUUGAAUGACAGCAUGAUAAUGAUGUUCAUGAUUUGAUAGGAUCACAGUUUUGGGAAGCAGGCAAGACACUGAAGGUUCUUGCAGAGGAACAGUAUUUCAAUAAUGACGAGAAUAACACUGAAAAUCCAGUGAAGGUUGGUUAGUGAUAUAGUAAUUAAUUUAUUGUGCUCAAAGCUAUGUAACAUUCCUUCAGAUUGUAAUGUCAUUUAUUUGCAAAAUUGGUCAGGAAUUCUAUUUGAGAUUCUCAAGAAAAGAUCUCUAAACAAGUGUACUUUAUAUCCAGUUUAAGAGUGUGGCCUGGCUCUCAUAAAGCUUAGUACGGUAAUGUGACAUCUCUUUGGGUUUCAGAGUUGGCCAGAUGUUUUAAAGAAGUUGACUGAUGGAGGUAAGACUGAUCACUGAAAGAAUGUUCCUUUCGCGCACACGAAGUCUUAUGGCGUUCUCUAACGUACGGUUCGUUCAUAGCAAAAAAGGGGGUGUAUAUUCCCGCGUUUUUUCAAGCAGAAGCAACAGGCAAUUGUUUAGAGUUAUAGUCUAGAUAACAGAGGUCCUGAAAUUUUCUGUUGUUAGUAAUUGGAAGUAAUGUUUUCGAUAUCAUUCUCUGAUAUUAAUCAGAGCAGGAUCACUCACUCUCUUCUACAACAGACAUUCGCUCUGACGAAGGGCUAACGCUUUAAACGUUAGCUUUGAAACUCUGUACGGUGGCCGAUUUACGUUUUCAACUUUGUUGAUAAUAGCAAAUUACCCUGGUAUACUCUCCCACCGAGGCAGCACCAAAAUUUCUUGAGAAACUUAGCCCCUCUAUUCAUUAGACUUUGGAAGACUUAUUUUACGUGGAUAGUCACACGACAUGAUACAUGCUGAUGUAAGAAUUUUUGUUUUGUUUGCCGCAGAUCCUCUGGGUUUAAUGCCCGGUGAAGGCAGUGAAUUGGCUUUGAGUGCUCUUGGUGCUGUGAUUUGGUGAGCUGAAUGAUACACAAAAAGAAUUAAAACUCUUGGUGUUCUUUUCAGAUAUCAAUUUUCCUUCUGGAAUAUUAAUCUUCAUUUUAUUUUGCUGUUGCAAUAAUGAAGGUACCUGAAGAAAUGCCUGAUAGAUGGAGAAGUCUUAUCAAUGGGGAAUUUUGAGGUAUUCAUCUUUAAGCGCAUUUCGCUCCAAACCGAAGUAAUCACAACGACAUUGGAAGAAAGUAAAAUACCCUGAAGAGCAAAAAGCGCGGGAAAACGCGGGCGACCAAGUCGUGAUUGGUGUUAGGUUUGCAUCGGAUUGGUCGAGAGAGUGGCGCGAGUUUUCUGGACCAAUCACAGAGCAAAGUAAAGCAAAACCGAUGGAAUCUAGAAUUCAAUGUUCAAUUGAAAAUUGCUCUGACAUAGUUGUCCAGUUGUGUUUUACUACAAACUGAAAGCAUUUCAUUUGUACUUGGCUCUCUUAGGAAUACCUGCCGCUGGACAAUUCUCCUGCCUGUGGACAGAACUCAAGUUUUGUGAAAGGGAGGCAACACAUGGUAUGCAUAACUUCUAGAAUGAAAAAGCUGUCGCAAUCGUGUUCCUGUGCAUAAGGUACCAGUUUCUCUCGGAACUAGCGUGUUUACGCCGUUCCGAACAAGGUCAAACCUCGGCUUUAGAAGCUAAUUUGCCUCUGCUUUUGGGACUUAAUGUAUGUCCUCACUGACUUAUUACGCUUAUGUUGCAAGUCCUAAGUUUAUGGAAGGUUCAACGGAGGACAUUGUAAUUCAGAGUCGUUGCGUGAAACUUAAGCCGUUACGACACUGAACAGUUCAAUUUAGCCGAGUGUCAUAGUCUCAUGGAAAAAUUCUGUACGUCAGUUACAUAGAAUUUAGAGCGAUUUUUGAUUGAGUGGCAUAAGAAACACUACCAACGAAAUCACAUCAGCCAAUCAGAUCAAAGGGAAAUGUUUCAAUGAGCCAAUGAGAGUUGGUUGAAGUUUUAAAUCUGAUUGGUUUACAAUUUACGCGGAUUUUGUGGACCAAUCACGGAACAAACUAAAUUAAAACCAUGGCAACCCCAGCGCUUGUGUGUUAGCAAGCUUCCUUUGUGAGAAAUUUCACAAACAUGUACCGUAAAGGUUUUCUGUGUUAUUCACAGAUCCUGGAUAACAUCACUCUAACAAACCUAGACGUUAUUCCAUCUGGGCCUGAUUCUUCACUCGAGGGAACCUUGCUGGAAAGACUGGAUCACUGUUGUACCCCUUUUGGUGAGCACAGAAAAACAUUGAUCUUGAAUUUUAAUACGCUUCUGAUUUUCCAGAGGAUUAAAAAAAACAUAUAUGUUUUCACUUUUUACAAUAAAAUUACACUGGAACUUUCUUUAUUGUCAUAACAGCACUCCGAAUAUUUGUCUUAAUACCCUCUUUUCCUCUGCAAUAUCUGUGAGUAUAGCUCUCUUCUUCUCGAGUAGCUGUUGGUAACUUAACCCAUUAACUCCCAUAAAUGACUGAAUACUAAAUACCAAAUUCUCCGAACCAACAUCAUAAGAUUUUUAUGGCAGACAGUAGGGAGAAUUACUAAUGAGAUCUUGGGAGAAAAAGGGUUCACUGACCUUAGCCAUUAUCUACUAGCUUUCAGGCACUAUACUUUUACCUAAUUUCAGAGAGUGAUAAGAGGCCCAUACCUGAGUGAAUACGAUAUUUUAAUUCAGAACUUAGCUUUGGAGAUUUCCUCUGACACAUUUUUGUUCUCUCCACAGGUAAACGUUUAUUCAAGCAAUGGCUUUGUGCACCUCUAUGCAACCCGGCUUCCAUCAAUGACAGGUCUGGUGUUGCCUCUUCCAGGCUCUCUUUCUCAGAGGAGAAAAGCUUAAUAGCAGGCGGGCAAAAAAGUAUCUUUUCCGUUUGCUCUGACAACCACUAAGUGUUGCACGCCGGCGAUCCGCUCGUCUCCACCGACCGAGAGAGCCUGUAACAUACUCGUCUGUUCAGCCUGUUCAGUCGGUUAUAUUCUCUUUCAGCGAAAAGUGGCGGUGUGGGGUUAUGGGGAGACAAGUCAGAGAGUCAGAUAAAGAAUUUUAUAAAAUCUGCGAACGGGAUUUUUGAGCACGAUGUUCGAUGAAUUUGUUUGAAAAUUCUUAAAGGCAUUUGAUGAAUCUCUUAGAAAAAUAUUUCUCUUAGAGUUAGGCAACAUGAAGAAAAUAAAUCGCGUCUCAUGCUGUUUAGUACGAAAGAUUUGUAACAGUAGCAACGGGUUAUUGGUAAGAACAAUAAUCCCGAAGAUUCUAAUACAAUUUGUUUUCCAUUUCACAGACUCAAUUCUGUAGAAGAUUUGAUGGCUAACCCAAGUUUAAUGGCGGAAACAAAAGAUGUAUUAAAGGCCCUGCCAGAUCUGGAAAGACUCUUAAAAAAGUAUGAAACUUAAUGACAUGUCUUUCAAACAAUGUAUAGAACUGUUUUGUAAACAAAGAUAUUUUUCUUUCCUUCCCUAUGUAGAAUACACGCGUUGAGUUUGCCUCGAGACAAGAAUCACCCAGCCAAUAGAGCAAUUCUCUAUAAUGAAGACACUUACAGGUGCUGGUUAAAGAUUUAUUUAUGUAUUUAUUUAAGCGCUUUUCGAAAGAAAAUUCCGUGAAGAGCCAAUCAGAACUCAAAGUAAAAAAAACUGCCUGGAGCGCGGGAAAACGCGGGUGACCAAUUCGUGAUUAAUUUUAGUUUUGCAUCCGAUUGGUUGAAGAGAUUGGCUCAAGUUUUCUGAACCAAUCAUGGAGCGAGGUUAAGCAAUAACAACGCAAACACAAAGCAAUCAAGGAUUAUUAUCAACACUAAAUUGGCGAGUGUGAUUAUUUUUCUCUCCUCUGCAUGCCAGUUCGCCUUCUAAACCACGCUUUUUGACUAAAAAUACGACUGUUUUUAAACAUGUUGUUGAGAUCAGAAAGCUUACUUGACUUAAAUGUAAAAUAAUGGAAUUAGCUCGCCAAUUAUGAAAUAAGUCUAUUGCUUAAUCUUUUUAAUUUUUCUGUCGUCUGCAGUAAGCGAAAAAUAAAUGAUUUUCUCACGAUCUUGGAGGGUUUUGAUAAGGCGACAGAGAUUACAACCAUGUUCAAAGACCAUGCUAGUUCUUUCAGGUAAAUGGUUUCUACUUGUGUACAUAUCCAUUCAUUCAUUAUUUAUUUAUUCAUUUAUUUAUUUCCACACUUGCACUUUUACGAAGCACGUUCAAAGAGUUCCAUAUUAAAUGAAUUUUGGUUUGCAGGUGCUUUGAGCUGUUCUUUCUUUAAGGUGUUUUUGUGAAAAUCUGCUGCAGGAAUGAUAUAUUGUCAUGUAACCUAAUGCAUUUAGAUUGCCUUUGUACAACUAAAGAACUUUCUUGCCCUCUUUACUCGCAGGCUCAAAACUCUUUGUUUAUUUUGCAGUUCCAAACUUCUCACUCAAGUUGUCACAGAACAGGACGUUACCGGUUUGUGAAGUUAUUGUUUCAAAAUUAAAGACAAUUUUUAAUUGGGUGUCGAAAGUACCCCCAGGAUUGCUCUGGUUUUCCUUCACUUCGCUCUAUAAUUUGCCUAGAAAACUCGCGCCAUUUUCUCAACCAAUCAGAUUCAAGACUAAAACCAAUCGCUUCUUGGUCAUCCGCGUUUUCCCGCGCUCUAGGCAGGUUACUUGUUCUUACCUUGAGUUCUUAUUGGCUCCUUUUGAUAUUUUCCUUUGUUGUCAUUGGCCGUCGUGAUUAUUUUGUGUUCAAUUUUUACGACACCCAAUUGAAUUACCCUCUAAGAUGUUUAUGCUUGUAUUCUACACACAAACUGUGCAAAGCGCUAACGAAGUAACUCUUCCUCAUUCUUUUUAAUUCACUCUGUAGCUGGACAGUCGAAAGUUAGUGGGCAGUUUCCGAAGUUGCACGAUCUCUUACACGCCUUCAAGGUGCUUUAAAUUGCAAAUGUUUCUUUUAUUGUAGAGUUUUGUUUUCCCUUGUUUGACUACACCUUCACGUAAGGACUAUCGAGGCUAAUCCGGGAUUUCACAUGUUUACCUUCACCAUGCGCUGUGAUUGGCCCAGAAAAACUCGCGCCAAUCAGAUGUAAAAUUGAAAUCAAUUGCAAGUUUUUAACGCGCUUUUUCCCGCGCUUUAAACAAAGUGCUUGUCUUACUUUGAGUUUUCAUUGGGUCCUCAUGAAAUUUCUCUUUAUUUUGACUGGUCAUUAUAUAUUCUUUGGUUUUAUGUUCCAUUGAAAAGCUUUCUAAUUGUAAUCUUAGGAUUCUUUGAUUCAUAACAAUGUUUUUCUCUUUUCUUCAGCACUCGUUUGAUCACAACAAGGCUAGGAAUGAAGGCGUUAUAUUGCCUAAGGCAGGUGAGGAUAACGUGUUCUUUGUUCAGGAGAUAUAAAAUCGUGAAGCAAAUUGCUCUAAUGUUGUUCACCAAUUUUAACGGCAGGGGUUGAUCCAGAUUAUGAUCAAGCCAUAGCAGAUAUUCAGUCCAUGCGCACCUGGUUUGACCAAUACCUGAAGAAACAAUGCGCUACACUGGGCUGCAAGGUGAGUAGCAACACCCUGUAUACAUCACGCCAGAGAAGAGUCUGGGUCGAGAAAUACACUCGAACCAACUUCCCUCUCGUCCAGAGAACUUUAUUGUGUUACCUGUUCGGGGGUUGGGAGGGUGAGGGGAGGGGGGAAGAGAUAUGAGCUCUCCGGAUCCUCGGAAGAAUUGCAGACCAAAAUUAGUCUAUAAGCGGGAUACAAAUUACCUUUUUUUUAACAAUGACAGUAUGUCAGGAGAUACACUUGUAGGUUUAGAAAUUUGAUAUGAAGGUUAUGGGGAUAAUUUUACCAGAUUUUUUUCUUUCUAUGAUUGUUAUUUCUUUUCUCUUCUUCAGGCUACGUAUUGGGGCUCAGGUAUGACUGAAUGUAUUGUAUGAGUUGCAAAUGAAAUAGGUUUGCUCAUAGAGGUGUAUGUUGUACCUCCCGUCUUAAAAGCAUCUCUUAGUAUGAGCCUCUUCAAACCGUCAUUUCUUCUAGUGUAUGAGCAACACUGACUUAAAAAUUGUCUCCGCCAGACAUUAUCCUGUCUUUUUUAACGUUCAGUCAUAAGGGGUUUUCCUACUUUAGGGGGGAUCGAAUGCUGGUUGAUCACAGGCUAGCCCCAGCUUUUCGUAAAAAUUUCAUCAGUAUUUGUUUGUACUCCUGGGUGGAGAAAGGCGUUGUAGAAGAUAUUGUUUUGUUAAGAAUGCAUCACGAUUAUCCGACAAGAAUUUCGACUCAGAGUUCAGUGUGCUAGCCGUUUUACCAUCGCGUCUACCUGAAUUUUCUUAAUCGCUCAAAGCCAUUUUUGAAGCAUAUGGUCCUCUUUGCUUGAUUUCAGCCAAGAACCGUUAUCAGCUUGAAAUUCCUGACUCCGUCCGUAAGAUUCCCGACGAAUACACCCUGCAGUCGCAGAAGAAAGGAUUUAAACGAUACUGGACAGCAGCGAUUGAAGAGAAGCUGGCGGAGUUAGUGGAAGCCGAGGAAAGACGAGAGGAAGCUUUGAAAGACACUAUGAGACUUGUGUUUCACAAAUUUGAUCAAGAGUUAGUAUAAUUACUCUUAUUAAACUCAGCUUUGUUUUUUCUCAUACAUGGAAUAAAUGUUCAUUUUAUUUCGUCUAGAAGAAACGAGGGGGAAUUUUUUGGCGGGAAAACGUUUAUACUGGAAAAAAACGCGGGAAAAUGUGUGGACAGCGUCGGAUACCGAUCAAAGCGCGGGAAAAUAGGAAUAUUGGAAACCGUUUAAGUUGCAAAGUUUGGUCUUUGAAGAACGAACUUCUUUUCCCUUGAUUUUCUCAUUUAGGUACAAGACGUGGGAUAAAACAGUACAGUGUCUGGCUGUAUUGGACUCACUGAUAAGCCUUGCAUCCUGCAGGUACAAAAAAUUGCCUUUUUUGUUGGCUCUCUUUCUCUUUCUCGUGAAACAUCCAAAAAAAACAAAAUUCAUUGUGAAUUCUUCAGUUCGCAGGCUGACGGUCCGAUGUGUAGACCCGAUAUCGUUCUUCCCGAGCAGACUUCUGAUGAAGAAUUUCAGGUAUUACUUGUGGUAAUUAAGAUCAUUGUAGAAACAUUCAUUGGAGCAACUGUUUACCCUCUGGGAAUUUUGGGUAGAAGGCCGAUGGUUUUUCUCGUAAAGUGAAAAAAUUAAAUACAUGGGUUUGUUGGUGAAAUUUCCCAGAAUUGCAUCGGUUUGAGAUUGGAUGAAAUUAAAAAGAAUAAAGUGGUAAGUUUCUAAGAAACUGUGGUGCUGCGUCAGUAGGGGAGUGUAACAAGAUAAAAAGCACCUAUUCGAUGAGGUUGAGUAUGAUAUUAUGAAUUAUCAAUGCCGAGGUCUGAGUUAUCUGCCAAAGCCGAAGGCUGAGUCAGAUAACACAGACACGAGAUUUGAUAAUUCAUGAUAUCAUGCGCAAGCUUAUUUUAUUGUAAAUUUUUUAAACAAUCUGCCAAAGGAGACAUCUCUCCGAGAGAACACUACAUUUAUGAGGGGUGUGGAAACUAGGCAGACUUUGAACUCGACAUAAUUACCUAAUAUCUGCUGCAAGUAUUGGGUUAUCAUGUCAACUUACCACACUAUUGUAUAAUGACUAUAUGCUCACAAUUAAUCAGAGUUUUGAUAGGAAGUCUGAUGUAUAAUAAUUUGGUUUUGUCAACUGAGUUGACAACGUAAAUUGGCCACUGUAAAGAAUUUCUGCUGUCAUUUCGAGCGUUCACUCUUCCUCAGAGCAAAUAGUGACUUUUCGUCCACGUCCGUCUGUAGGUCGAAUGAAAAUCUGGAGUUUUGUGGUUUUGUGGAAGACGGAAAAUUCGGGGUCAUAAAUUUAGGUGGCGUGUGAGCUAGCCCCCAUUAUUAGCCUUGUGACACGAGCGUUACUCUUCUCGCUAGAAAGUUUAAGGCCUUAAAAAAAGGCGAGUUGGUGAGGGGUCAGUGUGGGGUGAGCCAUUUUCCUGCUUGAACCCUUGUGGACCUCUCGCGUGCUGAUAUCGCACACCAACUUGAAACGCACGGGCUUCGGCAGUCGUAUUGCAGCGCCACUGAGAGCCUGCUCUUAGAUUUAACUCUCUUUCAACAGCCUUUCUUGGAAAUCCGAGAAGGACGACACCCGUGCAUUUCACGCACGUUCAGUGGCGGCGAUUUUAUCCCAAAUGACACAGUGAUUGGGAUGCAAGAUGUAAGUAUCUUUUGUGUAUUUGUUUGCUUGUUUCUUUGUGUUUCCUCUUCUACUCCUUUUUUCCGUUUGGGUGGCACAUUCCCAUUUUCUGCUUCACAGCUUGACGAAGAAGACAAAAAUAUGUAGUUCUAUGAGUAACCAGUAUGUUGAGUAGUUCCCAUUAUCUUAUCUUCUCCCUAGGACAAUGACUGCGAGGAGACAGCGGUCAACAGUCAAAGCACCUGCGUACUGGUUACUGGGCCUAAUAUGGGCGGCAAAUCAACGCUGAUGAGACAGGCUGGACUGAUCGUUAUCAUGGCUCAAAUGGUGAUUAUUUGAGAGAUCAUUUGCAUCGAGCAAAACAACUAUCAUGCUAGUAAACAAGACCACAAAAUAACAAUUUGCAAGAGAAGAGAAACGUUCUUUGGUCCUUUUGAGUGCAGAUGGCUCAGAAGAAAAGGUUUACAAGAAAAAUCACGGUUGCUGAUCCUACCUCUUGUAAAAAAAAAAAAAAAAAAAAAGAAAUUGGGGGGUAAGGGAAGGAAGGGAAUGUUGAAGCUAUGAAUUGAUCGACGCAAAAGGAUGGAGAAGAUUGACUCGGAUUUGAAACAACGAGGUUGAAACAUUUGGCACUGACAUGGAGAAUUUUUUUGACAAUCAGAAGCUUUUUAAUUUGGUGAUCAAUUCCUUUAUUCUCAUGUUCUUUAUAUUUGAUUCAAGGAAGAUAUUCUAAGGAGAAGUUAGAAGCCAGUCACUCUUAGGGGGUUAACUUUGGCUCCCCUUACUAAAAACUAUCCGCUCCUUUUAGGGCUGUUAUGUUCCAGCUGAGAAAUGCCGCCUCUCUCCUGUGGAUCGAGUCUUUACUAGGCUGGGAGCGCAUGACAGAAUCCUGUCAGGUUGUAAAAAAACUAUCAUUUUAACUCUUGCCUAGACACUGUUUCUAAGCAGUUUUAUGAGAACUCAAGAUAUGAUAGACAAAUGUUUUGUAUUGGAUUUUAGACUGGUAGUUCUGUGCUCGGGCACAGGCCAUUGUGCUGUCACGGGGCCUCCUUUAACUCAACUGGGUACUGCGAGUUAACUUUAGAUAAACCUUAUGAAUAGCUGUGGAAAUAUAGAAGGAGGAACAAGUAUCCUUCUAUGUAUUUGCAUCUUUCAUUUUAUGGCUGGCUCUGCCAAGAUAAGGCAAAACCUGCGACCUGAUCGGCUACCCGAGCCAGUCUUGCCCGCUCAACUCUGAAGCUGCCAACAUCAAAGCAUAUUGACCGAACAAUCUUAGCCAAGAACACAAACUGUUUCUUGAGUUUCAUAACCCAAAGUUGUACUAUGUUUUGGAAGCCGGGCUAAGAUAACAAAACACUCCUUGUUUUCAAAUAGAAAUAUCAACAGAAAAUAGGAUAAUUGUUGCUCUGUCGUUACUAUUCAACCAAUCGAUCCCAUGUUGCUUUGCGUCUGUUAAGUAAUAGAUCACAGAUGACGUCAAGGUGUGGUAAGAACAAAAAAGAAUCAUGAGGCACUGUGUGUCACUGAUGUUCUUACCACAUUUUGACGUCAUCUGUGAUCUUUUGCUGCGCAGACACAAUAAAGAGCAAAAGUAACAUGUGGUUGAUGGUGACGUCAUCUAUGCUCUGUCCUCCAAUAGAUCAUGAGUAGGAACCAAUCAAAUUGCGUGUAUAAUUCAGCUUAUAUAUUCCUGAACUGAUCCUUCUUUGUCUGAACGUUUUGGUGAUCUUAUUUAUGAAAACUGAAAUUUAUGCUCUCUUCUCCCUUUUCUAUUCAGGUGAGAGUACUUUCUUUGUCGAACUGAGCGAGACUUCAACCAUUCUCCGACAUGCGACGAGGCAUUCCCUUGUUCUGGUAGAUGAACUAGGUCGUGGCACUGCAACAUAUGAUGGUACAGCCAUUGCUUGUGCAGUGGUUGGUGAACUUUCACGUCACAUCAAAUGCAGGACACUGUUUUCCACACACUAUCACUCACUGGUCGAGGAGUUCUCCGCUGACCCGAAUGUGCGAUUAGGGCAUAUGGUGAGUUACUUAAGAUAACCGAGACAACCCUCCCCUUUUUCUCUUCACACUUAAGAGAGGUAAUUUACAAGGCUGCUCCUUUGCUUGCUCUAUUUCCUUACCCUCUCAUCCCUGGUCUUUUGCUGCUAAAUCGGAAAUUAGCCUCCCAUACUAUUGACGAGGUGUUUCAAUUUUACGUGAUCCGCGAUUUUGAGUGACCAAGACAGAAUUUUCCUUACAAUAUCAAUACAACAUCAAGCAGAUAAGAGAUGAGAAAGAAAAAUCUUAACUAGGGGAUUAUUAGUUGAUCCAAUACCAAAUUCUCAAAACUAAUAUCACAAGAACUAUAUGGCAGACAGUAAGGAGAAUUACUAAUGAGAUAUUGGGAGUUAAAGAGUUAAAAUAAAAACCGAAUCAGUGGCACGGACCAAUCAGUAGAGAGGAACAUAUCGCAAGGAGCCAAUGACAACUCUAAAUUAGACACGUUUUACCGAGUGGGUUUUCUCACGUAUCUGAUUGGUUAAGAGGGGACGUAAGUUUUUUUUUUUACCAAUCAGAGCGCGGUAACGGAAAACCAAAGCAGUACUGGAUUAUUUUAAGACUUUCAAAUGACAAUUGCCAAAAUCAGGUUUUCUUAUUUUAGGCGUGCAUGGUUGAAAAUGAAGACGAGACUGAUCCAAGUAAAGAAACAAUAACAUUCCUGUACAAGUUCGUGAAAGGCGCCUGUCCAAAGAGUUACGGAUUUAAUGCAGCAAGGCUUGCUGGGAUACCGGAUGAGGUAAAUCAUCUAUCAGUACAUCUUAGUUGCGUCCAAUUUUGGCGAAAUCCAGGUACUUAUAGGGAUGUUUAGUUAUUGUGCUGUGCUUAAAUAUUCAGGUUUGCCAUUGAAACUGAAAUGUGUAAACAUUCAAUUUGUACUGGUUACUUUGAACUUUUCAGUCUGUGGGUAAAAUUUCUUUGUGUAACCUUUUAAGUGAAAGCUACCGAGCUUUCAUCCCAUGUGUUAUUUUCCAAUGUUUUUUUAGAAAUUUCCAAUUUAUUUCUCUACUUCUAGGUAAUAUCUGUGGCUGUCAAUAAAGCUCGACAAUUUGAGGAGACCACAGAUCGCGUCAAAAUUUUCAGGUAAAGGAAACUUUAGAUCAGUAAAUGAAACCUUUUUAUCUGGAAAAUCUGCUUUCAAUUUUGACUUUUUUACCUCUUUCUUUGUUGUUAGGUCGCUGCUUAACUGUAAGACAGGGGAUGUAAAACAGCUACAGAAGCAAAUAAUGUGUAAUUAGUUUUGAAAGUGGGAUAAGUAGAAUGUUACUGCUUUAAUUUUUCUGAGCCAGAUGAAGAAGUUCAAAUUGUUCCUGUUUUAGAACACGUCAAUAAAAUUUUCAUUGAUGUUU
Messenger RNA from Pocillopora meandrina, 22978 nucleotides. NCBI's taxonomy places the organism in Eukaryota, Metazoa, Cnidaria, Anthozoa, Scleractinia, Pocilloporidae. The record is from the annotation of a GenBank genome assembly.